AUGAUAGGGUUUUAUAAAGAGGGUAAAGGUAGGAAGUUAAAAAAGAGAAAGGGACGUGAUGAUUGGUCGGCUAAGACAAAUGGCGCCGACUAUCGAUUCCUUUGGAAAGGUUGGUGCAUCAUGUGCCACGUAUCAGCGUCCAGGCUGAUGAAUGCUAAAUUGCGCCGCCGAGGUGGGGUUGUUGAAAUAGAAAAAUGGUGUAAUUUUGGGGUCUGUGUGCGUAUUGGUAUUUAUGGUCGUAUGGGCGGUGAUAAAGAAGACUAG
Messenger RNA from Dovyalis caffra, 264 nucleotides. The record is from the annotation of a GenBank genome assembly. NCBI's taxonomy places the organism in Eukaryota, Viridiplantae, Streptophyta, Magnoliopsida, Malpighiales, Salicaceae.